CCCGCCCUCGCGCGCGCGCCGGGGAAAACGUUGCGCAGGUUCUAAAGCGGGGCGGGGGGAGGGGGCGCGGCCGCGCGCGAGGGGGCGUGUGAGGGGGAGCGGCGGGUAACGGCCGCCAGCGGGCAACGGCCGCUGCCGGGCCACCUCCCCACCGCUACCGCCACCGUCGCCACCGCGGGAGGCAGCCCCCCCCCCCCCCCUUCCCGUCCUCCGCUUUGCAACAGCCGGCUUCCCCGGUCACCGGGCCGCGCCGCUGUCCCGCCCGCUGCAUGGAGCUGUCGGCCAUCGGGGAGCAGGUGUUCGCGGUGGAGAGCAUCCGCAAGAAACGCGUGCGGAAGGGUAAAGUAGAAUACCUGGUGAAGUGGAAAGGAUGGCCCCCAAAAUACAGCACGUGGGAGCCAGAGGAUCAUAUCUUGGACCCUCGCCUGGUAGUGGCUUAUGAAGAAAAGGAAGAGAGAGACCGUGCAUCUGGGUACAGGAAAAGAGGCCCCAAACCAAAGCGCCUCCUACUGCAGCGGCUGUAUGGCAUGGACUUGAGGAGUGCCCACAAGGGAAAUGAGAAGCUGUGUUUCUCUCUUGCACGGAGAUUUGGAGGAGGAGACAGCAGCCUGCCAGGGGCCAAGCCAGGGCAGGCAGAGUUCUCAGAGAAGACUGGAGGAGCAGUCCUACCAUUCUCUCUCCGGAAGCAACGCAAAAACCAGAAGUACCUGCGACUGUCAAGGAAGAAGUUUCCCCGCAUGACGAGCCUGGAGAGCCGAAACUGCAGGCAUGAGUUCUUCCUGAAUGAUGCAGUGGGCCUAGAGGCCAGGCAGGGCCCUGAGGACUGGGAGGCCAUGCAGCACACCAGCAAAGAAGCAGAUGUGGAUGGCAGUCUCCCUUGGAUUCCCACCGUGCCCCCCAGCGAAGUGACAGUGACAGACAUCACGGCAAACUCCAUUACCGUCACUUUCAGAGAAGCACAAGUGGCUGAGGGCUUCUUCCGAGACCGGAGUGCGCAGUUCUGAAUCUGUUUUCAAUGCUCCCCAAAACCAGUGCUUUUAGGGUGGGGCUAGGGAAGGAUUAUUUUACCCCUUAAGAAAACACAAAAAAAUCCAAAAUGUCUCCUCUUAAAAUGUUUACAGAGACUUUUUUUUUUCCUUCUUUUUCCCCUUUCAGAUAUGCAAAAAAAGGGCAGCGUAGGGGGUGUGUGUUUGUCAUUGCUUUGUCCAUCUGAAAAACUGACAGCCCUUUCCCUGGCAAAGACUCCCCUCCUAGAUGCAAAAGCAGCAAGCUGAACAAUUUGCCUUUUAUCCUGUUAAGUGGCGGCAGCUGCAUUUGUGGGGAGAGGGCAUGUGGAGGUGGAAAGAGAGCUGGAUCUCUAGCCUGCCGCCUUGUUCUGCAAUUGAUAUCCCUUGGAUAAAGAUACUUCUCUGUGCAUUGCUCUUCCCACCUUCCUCCUCCCUCUCUUCCUGCAGCAGUGAGAGGCGAUGGAUCCUACCUGUGUAGAUAACUCCAGCCUGUUAAGACUUUAUCUCCAGUGCUGUUUUCCCUGUGGCCUGCUGUCAGGACUUCAGAACCGUAUUUGCCUGUCUGUGGUAAGUCAGUCUUUGCAGCACGGGUCCGUAUAGACAACGGAGGUUUCUCCCUUUGAUUGUUGAUCAUGCAGAAAGACUGAAAUGCAUCUCUGAAAUCUAGACUGGCGACGUAAAUUCAAUUUGGCCUCAUUAAGAGCUCAGAAACCCAGUGCAGUCGAGACAUACCAUUCUGUAUAUGCUAAAUGGGAUUUUCAGGCUCGUCUCUGCUGUGUGAGGAAUGCGUUAUGGAAAGUGGGGUGUUCUUAGCCUUUGCCAAAUUCAGUAUUAAUAACAAAUGCUGCCCUGAAUCUGUGGUAAUAAGUUUGUUGAAAACUGACUCCUCUGCCCUGGGAGGAGGGGGUAAUAGGACAACUGAAGCAUUGCCUGGCACUGCAAAGAUAUCCAAGAUACUGUUACAGGCCCAGGACACAGGAAUUGAACAGAACUGAGCUAGAAACGGAUCUUGAUUAUCAGCAAGUUCUGUUCUUGGAUCCCAUUGAAAAAUCCAAGGUAAACAACAUGUGGGGAAGGCAUGUAUUAGGUUUGAGGAGGGGAAAAAAUUUCUUAUUUCUUAGCAAUGAGAAUUCUUGGAUUGUACUGCCUGAGUAAUAUUCUUCUGUGACUCCAGUCUCCUCACAGUAUCUGUGAUCCUGUACUACUUUACUGAUGGGAACUUCCCCGUGGAAGGCUUAAAAAUCUUUGCCAAGGAAAGUGGUCUGCAUUUCAAUAGACCCUGCCUGAUCUUGCACUUAAAAAUGCCUCAUGCUGGACUGCCUGUGACACUUUUUUUUCGAAGAAUUGCUGUAUUUUGGGUUGGUAGUUUAGCAUAGGAUCUGUUCUUGCACAUGCAUGUUCUCUUCCAUUUUUUAUCAGCAAAUUUUAUUUAAAUGACUUAAAACUUUAAAUAUAGACCUUUUCCUGUGGAAAGCAAGAAAAGUAAGCUAGAGUCUAAGGUGGGAACUUCAGGACAGAGUGCUGCAGGGUAACAUGGGCUACCAUCAUGAUUACUGUCCUUAAAUCCUUUCUUUCCUCUCCCCACCCCACCUGAAGCAUCUCUUAUCUGCUGUAUUUAUUCUAAAUGAAGCUACGAGCCUUCUGAGGUAAAGAUACCUGUGGAAAUCCUCAAUGUGUUCCUUUGAAGGGCCUGGCUGCUGGCCUGCAGAAUUUGGGAGCUCUGAGGCUUCUGGUCCUCCAAACAUCUACUUUUUGCAAAAUGCUUGGACUGCCCCUACGGUUUUUAUUCAAAGCAGUUUUUACCUCAGAUAGGAUAUGGCAGCUCAGUGUAGACUUAGGAUUUCCCCUUCCAUCUCAGAGCUGUUUGAGCAGGCCUGUCUUCCGCUGUCACAGCAGUUUCAGGACCACUGGGAAGAUCUUGAAUUUCUGAACUAACCUUUUGUCUCCCAAAGAAGUGACAUGGGAGUUUUGUUAUGGAGAAAUCUGAGAAGGUGAGAAGUGGAAGCUGGGGUGGGGAUUAUGUGGUGGGAGGAAGAGUGAGUGGGAAAGAAGUCUGCAAUAGCUAGCAAGGGCAAAUUCAUGAGGUAAGCGUACAGGCUCAGGAUGUUUGUUGAACGUGGGUGUCCACAGCGAGGCUUUUGUACCUGGAGUUGCACCCUCUUUUGCAGGAUGUGGGGUCAGGCAGUGUUGUCAUUGUCACCCCCACACACACACAUGCUCUUCCCAAUACCUGCCAAAUGUGCUGAAUACCUGCAUCUCUCUUUCAUUGUGACCAGUGGACACACCACAUGGCUGAGCCCAGUCUUGAGGGUUUUAGCAGGUCAGGUAGUUAUGGCUGCAGAAGCAUAUUUUAGUUUAUUUUUUAAAAAAAGUCGAACUCCAGCUCAUCCUGCUAAAUCUUCAUGGCAUUUAUUGGAUCUAGCUUCUUUAUUCUAAUGCAGCUACUGCUGCCUUUGUCCUGUCUUCAUCUCAGUGUACAAAUACACACAAAAAGCUUCCUAUUUACUAAGGUUCUUGGCUUUGGCUGACAUCGGAAGCAAUACCAAUCCUGUGGCAGGAAAGAGCUUGUCCUAAUAAACUGGAUUUCCGUCCUCUGCUUUUCUGUCCACUCAUCAGCUGAGACUUCUCAAUGUUUUGUUUUAGCAUUUGUCUUUAAACAUCUUUUCUUCCUCUAUGCAGUGGAGUUUCCAAAGACCUGUGGUGGUCUUUCAGAGAGGAUCCACCCACAGCUUCGUAUCUUAAUCAUUUUUGGGAUCAGGCUAGCUUGUGUUCUGCUGGUGACUAAUCAUCUCACUUCUCAAAGUGUUUAACAAAGUACCUGGCUACCGUGCUGCUUUGUCUACAGGUCAAUGAGGAGUUAACCCUUAUCAGGUUAAGACAGUUGCAUAUGCGUGGGUUUGGUUUGUGUGUGUGUGAGGAGGAGUUUGUGGUAGGAAACUAAGCAGUUACUGUGUUGGGGUGGACUUUUUUUUGACAUUCAUGAAUCCUUGCUUAUCUUAAAGAUCUUUUUGAGAAAAUUUUUCUCUUGGUCUUUUUAAAAUGUGGCUCUGUUCCAUAUUGUCUGGUGACGUAUCAUAAACUUCCUUGGUAGAGCUGGCCUUCAGCGACUUUAAAAUUAGCUUUAUUCCACUUCUGCAGGUGUAGAGAUGUAUGGGGGUUUUACUUGUGAUGGCAAGAGAGGUUGUCUGGGUUUACUUGUCUCUUCUCCCCAGUACUGUCCAUCUGCCAGUUCAACCCAAAAUCUGAAAAUUGAAUUGGGACCUCUUGGGCUAACGUAUCAUGAAAAUCAGAUGCUGUGCUCGGAGCUUCAUUAAGCAUUCCGUUUGAUUAGAAGAGCCAGAAUAGUAUCCAGCUGAAGCUGAGUUUAAUAAUUCUAUUUGAAGCACAAGCCAAGAAUAGAAAUGGGCUAACUCUCCCAUACCUCCUUUGGCUCCAUGGCUGUAAACAAGAAAAACAAACUUCAGCCAGUGGAAAUUACUGAACUGUAUGCAAGAAACAAACUUCUCAAAGAACAACUGUUCUAACAGUCAUUCUUAGAAAUGUUCCCAUGUGAGAAUUUACCAGCCAUCUUUGGGGGACGGAAGUUUUUAUUUCGUAGAUCUUCUCACAGUGAACUCACUGUAUGUGAUAUGACAGAACUUAGGGGUUUUGUGAGAUUGGAAAACCUUUAUUGUUAACACUGUUUAAAAAAAAAAAAGAAAAAAAAAAGGAAAAAAAAGAGAGACUGCCUCUGUUCCUGGAUGGUUGUAAACUAGAUGCUGUUGCUCUGAUAUGUAAGUGAUGCCUUGGAACAGUAAGUUUUAACACAUAAAUAGUGGCAUUAAGAAGCCUCGUAGCUCCUGCAUGCUCCUUAUUGUCUUGCAUUUGCUUGGGGCCCCUUCUGCUUGUGAAGUCAGAUCGAGGUAGUUGGGUUUUUUUCUUUUGCAAGCAAGACCAGGAUAUUAUUGAGAGAACACCCAAAAAGCAGUUCCACUUGCCAAAAUAAGCCCAAAUUUGUUAGUGAAUUGACCCUUGCUUAUAUUGGAGCCUCAGACAGAAAGAAGCUUAUUGAGAAAUGAAUGGCUUUUUUUGUUGUUAGUGUUGUGAAACUGUCCAGAAUUAUUGUUCUGGUGUUUUGUGACUGAAUGUAUAAAAUUGUUUGUUCACCUCACAGGGGGCCCUUGGCACCAGUACUGUUUCCUGCUGUACGCCAGCUAGUGCUGUUCGAUGGUUUCACUGGAAUAGAAAAGGGAGGCCUCGCACAGGUCAAAAAAUAGGGUAGCUCAUGCAAGACCCUCGGUGGUAGCCACAACAGAGGCUGGGGUGCGGAAGACAGCAGCAAGGCUGUCAGCCACAUCCAUGUAUUUGAGCAAAGCUAAAUCUACCACCUCUCCACCCCUUCCUCUCCUCUCAAGCUUUAAGUUUUUGCUUUCUGAAGUAGGGAGAGUGCAAGAACCUCCUUUUUUUUUAAGGCUAAUUGGCAUCUACCAGUCUUCUGUUCCUCCCUUGCUUACCUGCUGCCUAGGAAGAAGAGGGCAGUGGGCCUUUCUAGGAAAAUAGUAGGAGCAGCUGCUUGUCAGGGAAGGAGUUGCCUCAGGGUUGCUUUUGCUAGGGUGUUGAGGGCAGCCUUUGGGUGAGCUGGCAGUUGAAAGAGAAGGCACAAGUGCAAAGGACUUGUGGUGAAACUCAUCCUUUGCAUCAGCGGGUGGAUGCCCCUCCAAGUUCUGAGUGGGCCCUGUGGAGUGGAGAUGGUCAGUGCUGUGUUUGCGUAUCUGUUUUUUACCAUUUGGGAAAGCAAGGGAGAUGUGUAUGUUAACAGCUUACGUUCUACAUGGGAAUGUAAAGGUACAGGUAAAGGGAAUAUGUCGCUUUUGCCGUGCUUGUCUUCAGAAGAGUUGUCCUCAAGGACAUGGUAAAUUUGUUUUGAGACAAUAGCUUAUGAUCAAGAGACCAUGUUGUCUUCUGCCUGCUGACCUUACUGUCCUUGCAGAGAAAGCGUGAAACUUCUGGGUGUCGAACCACCUGGAUCCCCCCCACAAGCAGCUGGUUAAGAUGGGAAGGCCUACAAAACUGCCCCAGGACAAUUGGAAGGAGAGAGAAGCAAUCACUUAAAAUUGAAUUCAGACCCUUUGAAUCCUUUGCUGUAACAAGCACUUCCUGGGGCGAUGACCCCUUUUUCUCUUCCAGCUCUCUUUCCCUUCCACUCUGAAUUUCUUAAAGUACCAUGGCUCAGCAGGGAGUGGGUGGGGGAUGAUCCCCAGUUAACUGGGAGUUGUAGAGAGGGGGAGAGCUCAAUGGGAGCACGUAAUGGCUGAUGGGGGGAGAUGGAUUGCUACCAAGUUGGGAUGGGUAGAAGCUUCGCUGCUGAGGUGGUUUCCAUCUGCUGUGGGCUGCUCUGCAAAGAUGUAAGGGGUUCUUGUCUGAAAUGCAAUGUGAGUGACAUGUGGGAGUGCCAGUUGGACAUUGAAGGGGAGAGCUCAUAAGACUGUUCUGAACCUCUAUCGCAGUUUGUCUCCUUACUGGGGUAGCAGAGUUUUGACUGGGAGGGGGACUUUGGAGGAGGUGGAAAGCCCUCAUUAUUAUUAUUAUUAUUAUUAUUAAAGCAGAAAAUGUAGUGUCAGCACAAAGAAGCUUUUUUGCAAAUCUAUCAAAAUGUUAAGCAGCUUUUUUUUCUUUUUUUUUCCUUUUAAAUCUGAAGUACGUUUUGAAGCACUUUGGAAAUGCAAAGCACUAGGAGUGCUAAGUACUCCUUAUCGUCUGUCUAAAAGUGGCAUUUGAAAAGCAAGAAGAUGUAUCUGUUUGGGGCCACUGGCUGCUCCUUAUCAUUUUUCCAGAGCUGCCACCCAGCCCUUUGCCUCCCUCCCAUGGCUGGAGGGGGAGUGUGCUCCACUGUGCCAAGUAAAGGAGGGCUCCCCAAGGGAGCAGAGGAGACGUGCAGAGUCCCUCGCUUGCCUUCAGGGUGCAGGUUGGCCUCCUCCCUCCCCACCUCCUUUGUCUGAGGAAAGGGAAAAAUGAAGUUGAGUUUCAGUUUGAGUGGUCCUAGUCUGGAAUUAGGACCGCUUCUUCCAGCUCUGGAGACAUCUUUAGAGAGUUUCCUGUCUGAAAAAUUGCACCUUAUUAGCUUAGUUGAAGAACAGGGAGAUAUCUGUCCUUCUGCAGGGAGUGGGGAGAGGAAGGGAGGGUGAACCAGGAGCUGUCUUCAGUAGCUGCUGGAUUUUUCCAGAGGCUGUUUCCUCGCCUCAUCUCCAACAGAAUGGCAACAAAAGAACUAAAAUCGUUUAGAUGAAGCUUUUGUUCUGUGUAUCUCAAGAACCUUUUGAGCAGGCUAAGAUGAGAGAAUCUUUUUUUCCUCACCGAGCCAGCUCUACAGCUUGGGGGAACCCCAGUUCUCUCGCUGGAUUUUCAGCACCAACCUUUUCCCUCAGCACACGCACAUCGUUUGGACUCUUUUGCACACUGACUCAUCUAAUUUGGUAUGCUUCCUUUCUGUUGGGGGGAGGAGAUGGAUGGGGUCGGUUAGAAGGGAGGGUCCCCGAUUAUUUUUUGUUCUUGUCUCUUCAGUUGUUGCUGUUGUUCCUGUCAGCACGCUAGAGUAUCUGAGUCUUUGCACACAGAAAGCUUCCUUUUGCACAGAAUGAGCUUCUAGCUUUUGUACAGACUAAUUGAAUGUAUUUGGGGAGGGGGGGAAAUAGGGAGUAAACCAAUUCCAAACAAACCAAUCAGAGUAUAAUGCCUUUUCUGAGCGAGUAUGUGCUGUAAAAGGAGAUUGUAAUAGCAAAGGGAGGGCAGGCUCAAGUAUAAUUUGACACAAAGUGUGGUUUUAUUUUUGUACUGAUAUGGAUAAGAGACUGUACAGCAUCUAUUUAUUUAGAUGAUUUAUGUGGUAAAUGUUGCAAACAAAAUUAUUAAAAUAUUAAAUAUGAGAACUGACAUUUA
Molecule: messenger RNA, 7922 nt
Organism: Grus americana (Whooping crane)
Lineage: Eukaryota; Metazoa; Chordata; Aves; Gruiformes; Gruidae
Gene: CBX7
Product: chromobox 7
Exons: 6
Coding region: 270-1004 (244 amino acids)
Biological process (GO): negative regulation of transcription by RNA polymerase II
Cellular component (GO): PRC1 complex
Source: RefSeq, a predicted model, not a curated record